AUGGCUCUGUCCCCGCGCCCCUGGGUGGCCCUGGUGGCCCUGGUGGCCCUGGUGGCCCCCCCGGCGCGGGGCUGGGACAGGGACGCGCCCACGGCGACGCUGUCGGUGACAAACGGGGGACACUGGGGGCACUGGGGGGACCCCGAGUUCUGCCCCGGCAGAGGCUACGCCAGCGGCUUCCAGCUCAAGCACUGGGGACACUGGGGGGACCCCGAGUUCUGCCCGGGCAGAGGCUACGCCAGCGGCUUCCAGCUCAAGGUGGAGCCCCACAAGGGAUUCUUCGGGGACGACUCGGGGCUGAACGGGGUCCGGCUGCUCUGUGACCACGCGGGACAGGCCACGUCCAGCGAGGGGCCCCGCGGCGCCUGGAGCCGGCCGGAGUCGUGUCCCCCCGGGCAGCGCCUGGUCUCCUUCCGGCUGCGCGUGGAGGCGCCGCGCGGCCUCUGGGACGACACGGCCGCCAACGCCAUGGCCGCCAUCUGCUCGGGGGGCUCGCUGCUCGAGGGCCGCGGCGGCCCCCAGGGCACCUGGGGCAACUGGAGCCUGCCCUGCCCGCCCGGGGCCGGGGUCUGCGGCCUGCGCACCCGCCUGGAGCCCCCCCAGCGCGGCGGCGACGACACCGGCCUCAACGACGUCGAGCUCUACUGCUGCAGCUGAGGGACGCCCACCCGGACCACCCGGGACCACCUGGGAUCACUGGGACCCCCAGGAUCUUCACAGACCCCCAUGGACCCUCCUGACCCCCCCAUGGACCCCCCUGACCCCCCAUGACCAUCCAUGGACCCCAAUGACCCCAUGGACCCUCCUGACCCUCUCAUGGACCUGUGGGACCACCCGGGACCACCUGGAUCACUGGGACCCCCAGGAUCUUCACAGACCCCCAUGGACCCUCCUGACCACCCCAUGGACCCUCCCAACCCCCUCCGGGACCCCCAGGGACCACCCCGGGACCCUCAGGGACCACCUGGGACCACCCAGGACCACCCGGGACCACCUGGGACCACCUGGGAUCACUGGGACCCCCAGGACCAUCACUGACCCUCAUGGACCCUCCUGACCCCCCCAUGGACCCUCCCAACCCCCUCUGGGACCACUGGGACCACCCCGGGACCCCCAGGACCACCCGGGACCACCCGGGACCACCCGGGACCACCUCGGGACCACCUGGGACCCUCAGGACCAUCACUGACCCCCAUGGACCCCCCUGACCCCCCCAUGACCAUCCAUGGACCCCAAUGACCCCAUGGACCCUCCCAACCCCCUCAGGGACCCCCAGUACCACCUGGGACCCCCCAGUACCACCUGGGACCACCCAGGACCACCCUGGGACCCCCAAGGACCACCUGGGACCACCUCGGGACCCCCAGGACCUUCCCUGACCCCAUGGACCCCUCCAUGGCCACCCAGGGACCCCUCAUGGACCCCCUGAAAGACCCCUGGGACCUCCUGUGACCCCUGUGACCCCACUGAUGACCCCUGUGACCCCAGUGACCCCUGGGCCACCCCAGUGACCCCUGUGACCCCCCCAGUGACCCCCCCCAGUGACCCCAGUGACCCCAGUGACCCCUGUGACCCCCCCCAGUGACCCCUGGGCCACCCCAUGGUCACCACUGACCCCGUGACCCCACCCCUGGGACCACCCCCUGGGGGCGGGGCAAUGAAUGGCUUUGAUUGACA
Messenger RNA from Haemorhous mexicanus (house finch), 1677 nucleotides. Its product is annotated as vitelline membrane outer layer protein 1 homolog. The transcript is spliced from 4 exons. The record is from RefSeq and is a predicted model, not a curated record. Lineage: Eukaryota; Metazoa; Chordata; Aves; Passeriformes; Fringillidae. The coding region runs from base 1 to 657 and encodes 218 amino acids.